CCUGGUGGGGCUGACUCGGUCGUUCCUGGGAGCACAGCUGUGGCACAGCCUGGAGGAGGCCGGCCUCCCAGAUCCUCCCUCAGGCUUCGUCAGAGGCAGGGGACAUGCACCCCAAGGGCCUCUGCUUGGCCUGACCCUGCUGCAGGGACGCUCUGUCCCCACUCCUCGCGGAGAUGGCUAGUUUGUGGAGGUCCUGCUUGCCUGGCUGCCUCCCCUCCCUCGUCCUCCUCCUCCAGCUGUCCUGCAGCUCCGCAGGUCAGUUCAGGGUCACAGGACCAGGCCACCCCAUCCGGGCGCUGGUGGGGGAGGAGGCUGAGCUGCCAUGUCGCAUCUACCCUGGGAAGAACGCCACAGGCAUGGAGGUGGGUUGGUACCGGCCACCCUUCUCCAGGGUGGUCCAUCUCUACCGAAAUGGCAAGGAUCAGGAUGCAGAGCAGGCGCCCGAAUAUCGGGGACGGACCGAACUGCUGAAAGAAGCCAUGGGCGAGGGGAAGGUGACCCUCAGGAUCCGCAACGUGCGGUUCUCCGACGAAGGAGGGUUCACCUGCUUCUUCCGAGAUCAUUCCUACCAGGAGGAGGCGGCCAUGGAACUGAGAGUGGAAGACCCCUUCUACUGGAUCAACCCCGGAGUGCUGGUCCUCCUCGCCGUGCUCCCGGUGCUGCUGCUGCAGAUCGCCGCGGGCCUCGUCUACCUCUGCCUGCAGCACAGACUGAGAGGAAAGCUUCGAGCGGAGAUCGAGAACCUGCACCGGACAUUUGACCCCCACUUCCUGAGGGUGCCCUGCUGGAAGAUAACCCUGUUUGUGCUGGUGCCAGUGCUCGGACCCCUUCUGGCCUUGGUCAUCUGCUACAACUGGCUGCACCGGAGACUUGCAGGGCAGUUUCUUGAGGAGCUAAGAAACCCCUUCUGAGAGAUGCUGCAUCCUGGCCAGCAUGGAGGGCAGCCUGGUCGGUCCUCGCAUGGGCUCUUAGGGUGUGGCAUCCACUCGCCGCACACUCACUGGCCUCCUCGCCACAGGGACAUCCAAUCUGCAUUUCCAGGAAGGCUGAGUCCUCUUCUCCCAUCCACCUUUCCUCCCCCACCCCGUCUGGCUGCCCACCCCGGCCACUCUCCUCGCCCUCCAUCUGGAAGCCGCCUCUGGCUGUGGCCAAGCAGGCAUUCCUCUCUCCGACAGAGGACACCUGUGCUGCUCAGUAACACAGGCAGGACUGAGACCAGCCGCCUCCCUGCCGCUGAUUCCUGUCCGCCAACAUCGCCAAUGGUGGUUGUUUCUUCCCCAGCGUCAAUCCUGAGGGGCAGAGCUGAGGGGUG
Messenger RNA from Lontra canadensis (Northern American river otter), 1312 nucleotides. RefSeq names its product myelin oligodendrocyte glycoprotein (gene MOG). Lineage: Eukaryota; Metazoa; Chordata; Mammalia; Carnivora; Mustelidae. Gene Ontology annotation, molecular function: signaling receptor binding. The coding region runs from base 174 to 911 and encodes 245 amino acids. The record is from RefSeq and is a predicted model, not a curated record. The transcript has 8 exons. Gene Ontology annotation, biological process: regulation of cytokine production; T cell receptor signaling pathway. Gene Ontology annotation, cellular component: external side of plasma membrane.